This is a messenger RNA of Cryptomeria japonica (Japanese cedar), 1092 nucleotides long. RefSeq lists its product as uncharacterized. The record is from RefSeq and is a predicted model, not a curated record. The coding region runs from base 1 to 1092 and encodes 363 amino acids. The transcript has 3 exons. NCBI's taxonomy places the organism in Eukaryota, Viridiplantae, Streptophyta, Pinopsida, Cupressales, Cupressaceae.
AUGAAAUUUGUGGCCGAGAAACCGAUGGAGAACUUGGAUGACAAUGUGCAAUAUGUGUCAAAGAAAAAUGUAGAAUGGCACAAUUCGAUCAUCAAGCAGGGCCAUGAAGAAUCCACCAAGCUGCUCAAAGGAUUGACUGACUUGAUCGAAAUGAUGCAGAAGGACCUCAAUUGCAUUGAUAUUCAACUCAUGAAGGAGGGCACCAAGGUGAUCGAAGAAGCUGCAAACAUGACUAAGGAUGAGCUGACAUUAGCUCUGAGCAGGGCUUCCAUGCCCAACAGGACUGUGAUAAUAACCACAGUGAACAAAGCGUGGAUGGAGCCUGGCGGCAUGUUUGACUUGUUUAUGAAGAGCUUUCAAAUCGGAAAAGGAACAACACCAUUUCUAAAGAAUCUGCUGGUUGUUGCACAAGAUGAAAGGGCAUUCAAUGCCUGCACACAAAUCCAUCCUCACUGCUAUCGAUUGAAGACUCCAGGAGUUGAUUUCUCAGGUGAAAGCGCCUACAUGAGAGGGAAUUACGUGAAGAUGACGAUGUCUAAAGUCCUCUUGCUCACCAAUGUGCUACGCAGAGGCUACCAUUUUCUUUUCUCUGAUUCAGACAUACUGUGGUUUAGAAACCCAUUUCAGAUGUUUUCAACAGAUGUAGAUUUCGAAAUGUCAGCCGAUAUAUAUCUUGGUAAUCCGUAUGAAAUGCGAAAUUUGAUAAAUACAGGAUUCAUGUUUGUCCGUUCGAACAAUAGGACUGUUACGAUGAUGGAGAUUUGGAAGAAUGCUGGAAAGAGUAGGCCUAACAGGAAUGACCAAGAUGUGUGGUAUGACAUAAAGUUGUCUGAGAACAUUACUCGAUUGGGUCUGAGAGGACGCAUCUUGGACACAAAGUAUUUUAGUGGGUUUUGUGAAUCGGGCAGAGAUCUAAGUGUGGUGUGCACCAUGCAUGCAAACUGUUGUAUAGGAUUGAAGGCCAAGCUUCAUGAUCUGACAGAAGCUCUUCAAGAUUGGACAUCCUUUCAGUCCAGUGGAUUGAAUAGCACAAAUGUGCAUUGGAGAGCUAGGGAGAAAUGUAGACAUACUUUUAAUAAACAAGGGCCAUAA